Clarias gariepinus (North African catfish) is the source of this 1963-nucleotide messenger RNA. Its product is annotated as rho GTPase-activating protein 26-like. The record is from RefSeq and is a predicted model, not a curated record. Lineage: Eukaryota; Metazoa; Chordata; Actinopteri; Siluriformes; Clariidae. Gene Ontology annotation, molecular function: GTPase activator activity; protein binding. The coding region runs from base 422 to 1948 and encodes 508 amino acids. Gene Ontology annotation, cellular component: cytoplasm. The transcript has 16 exons. Gene Ontology annotation, biological process: signal transduction.
UGAGCGGGCGGCGGUAGGUUGGAGCGGCGGUCGGUCGGGGGGAUCGAGGGGCUUUAAACGCGCAGGGAGGAUUCCGCUCUUCCGCAUCAUCAUCAUCAUCACCACCUCCUCCUCCUCCUCUCCCUCUGGUCUCCCUCAGGUCCUCCUGCAGUCUCGCGGGCCGGCCGGAAGUGGCGCACUCUUUGAUGUCGCUGUUUGUUGUUACUUAGUAGCAGCGUGUUGCAGCGCGCGCGCGGGGGGAUGAGACAAUGUAACGCUGACUGCCUCUCUGACGCGUCGCCAGUGUGUGUGUGUGUGUGUGUACUCUCUCUCUCUCUCUCUCUCUCUGUGCACUCUGAUCACCCCCCCUCCCCCCCUCCUCUCCCUCUGAUCCGCUGAUCCGCACCCCGGGGCAGUUGGCGGUGGCAGUAGCAGUGGCAGGAUGGGGCUGCCCGCGCUGGAGUUCAGUGACUGUUACCUGGACAGCCCUCAGUUCAGGGAGAGAUUAAAGUCUCAUGAGCUGGAGCUGGACAACACCAACAAGUUCAUCAAGGAGCUGAUUAAAGACGGGAAGGCGCUGAUCCAGGCCCUGCGGAAUCUGUCUACUGCACAGAGAAAGUUUGCAGAGUCGCUGAACGAGUUCAAGUUCCAGUGCAUCGGGGACGCCGAGACGGACGACGAGAUCUGCAUCGCCAGAUCACUCCAGGAGUUUGCUGGAGUUCUUCAGAACCUGGAGGACGAGCGGACGCGGAUGAUCGAUAAUGCAAGCGACGUUCUGAUCACACCGCUGGAGCGCUUCAGGAAGGAGCAGAUCGGAGCUGCCAAGAAGGCGAAGAAGAAGUAUGACAAGGAGACGGAGAAAUACUGCGCUGUACUGGAGAAGCACCUCAGCUUAUCUGCUAAGAAGAAGGAGGCCCAGCUUCAUGAAGCAGACAAUCAGGUGGAUCACGUGAGGCAGCAUUUCUACGAGGUGUCCCUGGAGUACGUGUUUAAAGUGCAGGAAGUGCAGGAGAGGAAGAUGUUCGAAUUUGUGGAGCCGCUGCUGGCGUUCCUACAGGGCCUCUUCACGUAUUACCACCACGGGUACGAGCUGGCCAAAGACUUCAACCACUUCAAGACCGACCUCACCAUCAGCAUCCAGAAUACUCGGAACCGUUUCGAGAGCACGAGGUCGGAGGUGGAGAGCCUGAUGAGGAAGAUGAAGGAGAACCCGCAUGAGCACAAGAGCGUCAGUUCUCACACCAUGGAGGGCUACCUGUUCAUCCUGGAGAAACGUCCCUUCGUGUCCACCUGGGUGAAGUUCUACUGCACGUACCAGCGACAGUCCAAACGGCUCAUCAUCGUUCUCUUCGACCAGAAAUCCGGAGGCAAAACUGGUGAGGAGGAGAGCUUUGUGCUGAAGUCCUGCACUCGGAGGAAAACAGACUCCAUCGAGAAGAGGUUCUGCUUCGACGUGGAGGUCGUGGAUCGGCCUGGAGUGGUGAUAACCAUGCAGGCUCUAUCAGAGGAGGAUCGGCGCUUGUGGAUGGAGGCCAUGGACGGCAGAGAGCCGGUGUACAACCUCAAUCGGGACUGCCAGAACGAAGCCAUGGCCCAGCUGGACGUGAUCGGCUUCAACGUCAUCAAGAAGUUCAUCUACGCUAUAGAGACGAGAGGUAUCGAUGAGCAGGGCUUGUACAGGAUCGUCGGCGUCAGCUCUAGAGUGCAAAAGCUGCUGAGCCUCGCCAUGGAUCCUAAAACAUGUGCUGAUGUGGAGCUGGAGAGCUCUGAGUGGGAGAUCAAGACCAUCACCAGCGCCAUCAAACACUAUCUCAGGAUGCUCCCAGCCCCACUGAUGACCUACCAGUACCAAAGAAGCUUCAUUAAAGCUGCCAGUGAGUGUCGGACUACUUCACUCCUUUACUUUCUUUUGGUUUUCCUUUUGUUCUAUUUCAUUUCCUUUUCUUUAUUUCUUCUUCAUUUCCUUUAAUUGGCCUUUUCUUUU